AUGAGUUCUUCUUCUGUUCGAGUCCAACACCCACCAACCGGAACUCCUAAAGGGGUCGUCGCUUCUCCCGCUAGUUCAAGUCCUACCUCAAUGAACUUCGACAUUGUCCGCUGUUCGAGAUGCCAGCGCUCCAUGAGCCUUGAGAACGAGUCAUCCCCCGGUGUGGUUCGUUUCGGCAUGAACUCCUACUACUGCAGCCGGUGUGCGUCCAUGGUCGGCUUCAUUCGUUGA
This is a messenger RNA of Aspergillus japonicus CBS 114.51, 231 nucleotides long. RefSeq lists its product as uncharacterized. NCBI's taxonomy places the organism in Eukaryota, Fungi, Ascomycota, Eurotiomycetes, Eurotiales, Aspergillaceae. Bases 1 to 231 code for a protein of 76 amino acids. The transcript has a single exon. The record is from RefSeq and is a predicted model, not a curated record.